AUGAAAACUAUACGGCGCUUUCCUCUAGCUUACAUCCCCUCUCUCACUAUUGUUUUUGAAGCUCAGAGAUCUGGUGUCCUUCUUCUCUCUCUUUCUCUCUCUUUGAUAAGCAUCUUCUUCCCAAUAAUAAGACGUCCUCGGCGAUCUGGAAAUUUCUCUACUUUCUUAACUCUGCUCAUAAAGUUGCUAUUCGGGAAAUCUGAGCUAUGGGGAAGAAUCAAGCUUACAAGGCUAUGCAGAGAUCUAGGGUUGGCUCCAGCUCGGCUCAGCCGGAGGAGGUUGAAGAUGGAAUGGUAUAAUUGUGUGGAUGCUGUAGUUGCUAAAGGAGAAGAGAACAAAACUUACUUUCUAUAUAGAUACUAUAUUAGGUUUCACAUAAUAUGAAGAUACAAAUCCAAUUGAAUAUUGA
Molecule: messenger RNA, 409 nt
Organism: Eutrema salsugineum
Lineage: Eukaryota; Viridiplantae; Streptophyta; Magnoliopsida; Brassicales; Brassicaceae
Exons: 4
Coding region: 1-384 (127 amino acids)
Source: RefSeq, a predicted model, not a curated record